Molecule: messenger RNA, 1428 nt
Organism: Phytophthora infestans T30-4
Lineage: Eukaryota; Oomycota; Peronosporomycetes; Peronosporales; Peronosporaceae
Exons: 2
Coding region: 1-1383 (460 amino acids)
Source: RefSeq, a predicted model, not a curated record
AUGCCUCUGGAGGAGCUGAAGCUGGAGAACGCACUUUGUCGGACACUCACAACGGAAACCUGGGCGGCGUUCCGAGCGUUUGUAGGCGCAGCAUUCGGUGUUAGUGCGGACUGUAAGACGCCGUUAAAGAAGUUGUCGCUGGCGAACAACUCGCUGAGUUAUCGUCACGUUGGUUGCAUUUGCUCGGCGUUGAGAAGUGACACGACUGCGCUGAAGGAAUUGUCCCUGGCUCACACUUUUUCGAUCGUGGACCCUGAGGAUCGGAGAACUUGUUGGCAAUGGCUGGCAGUUGGACUGCGGUCUAUGAUUCCUCAAGAAGGAAGGACUGGACUGCGGAGACUGGACUUGUCGGGGAAUCCGCUGUUUCCCAUGGAUAGCGAAGCGUGGAUCGAGGGACUUCGUGACCCACAAGCGACAGUUACUCACAGCACAGAACUGUACUCAUCGCCGAGUGAAUCUUCUCCACGCCUGCGUAUCAUUGAGAAUGAGGUCAAAGCGGCAAGUCUCGGGCAAGAAUCGAUGGAGUGGGAAGUGUUAUCCUCUCUUGACGGUGAUCCUGCAUGGCUCUGCGUUGUGGUCCCCGGCUUCGGAGUCGUCUGGACUCAAUCUAAGUACGCAAUGUCAUGGGAACAUACGGAGGAUGGCUUUAUCCCUGGUUCAGCAUCACUAUCAGAGCUUGUGAUGAACGACAUGGCGGCUUCUUUGACUACUACCGAGGCUCUGGAGCGAUUUGUUGGUGGUUUUGGAGGCGGAUUGCGGUGUUUAGAGCUUCGACGAAACGCGUUGUCUGCCAUGGACCUCGACGCGAUUCUGUCUGACUGUCAGCAGCUUAACUCUCUGGACGUAGAAGGCUGCAGGAUUCUGCAACUGCAGCUACUUGUGGACGCUCUAAACAGAGAUCUCGGUCGACAUCUUCGGACGUUGAACCUCAAUGCCAACCUCGUUGGUGCUGACUCUAUUAACGUGUUAGCAGCAGCUCUACGUGGUCAAGUGCAGGACAAUGUCCCAGUAUUACAGGAACUACGCGUGGCACACAACGAAAUCGGUGCCAACGGUGUGCGUCACCUUCACGCCGCAUUAGAAGCCAACAAAACGAUGACGUUGGUGGAGCUGGAUCUGCCGAAUGAAGACGCAGACGCGCCUCGACGACCUGAUGACGAUGAGUACAUUCAGCUGUAUCGAACGCGAUGUAUGCGGCUUGAUGUGUCUUUCCAGAACGAGUUUUUAGGGAUUUCUCCACUGUCAAUGGACCGCAAAUUUACUUUCUUGCUGGCGCUAAAUGCUCAGGAUCUGGUCCUGGGUCGAGGCAUCUGCAGCGUCAUCUUUAGUUAUGCAGCUAGCGAGAAGCGGCGACGCAUACUCUGGAACUCCUCGCACAGUUAAUCAAUUUAAUACUUCGGGGAGUACACUGAUGAUGCUCGGUACUGC